Messenger RNA from Caretta caretta (loggerhead turtle), 2447 nucleotides. RefSeq names its product DNA polymerase eta (gene POLH). The record is from RefSeq and is a predicted model, not a curated record. Gene Ontology annotation, biological process: error-prone translesion synthesis; response to radiation. Gene Ontology annotation, molecular function: damaged DNA binding; DNA-directed DNA polymerase activity. Gene Ontology annotation, cellular component: site of double-strand break; nucleus; replication fork. NCBI's taxonomy places the organism in Eukaryota, Metazoa, Chordata, Testudines, Cheloniidae.
GGGGCGCGAGAGCAACCCACCGCCAGCCCCCUCCGCGGGAAGUACAGUUCCCAGCAUGCACCGCGGGCCUCCUGCCCUCAUCCUGCUGCGCGCGGGGACUACAGCUCCCAGCAGACCGCGCGCGGCGUCACGGCGGGGGCGGGGAGCAAAACAAACUGCCGCCGGGCGCGGUCGGCUUGAGCCGUAGCCGUUGACUUUUCCCGGCGCGCGCUCGCUCGCUCGCUCGCGAGGCCAGGGGGCCAUGUCUCGCGGGCGGGAGCGCGUGGUGGCGCUGGUGGACAUGGACUGCUUCUUCGCGCAGGUGGAGCAGCGCCGGGAGCCGCGGCUGCGGGGCCAGCCCUGCGCCGUGGUACAGUACGACGCGUGGCGGGGCGGCGGGAUCAUCGCCGUCAGCUACGAGGCGCGCGCCUUCGGGAUCAGCCGGGGCAUGCGGGCGGACGAGGCCCAGAAGCGCUGCCCGCAGCUGGUGCUGGCGCGGGUCCCGGAGGCCUACGGGAAGGCGGACCUCAGCAGAUACCGAGAGGCCAGUGUAGAGGUGAUGAAAGUGAUGUCGCGCUUUGCUGUGAUUGAGCGUGCCAGCAUUGAUGAAGCCUACAUGGACCUGAGUAGCGCUGUGCAAGAGAGGCUCAAAAAGAUGCAAGGGCAGCCUAUCCUAGCAGAGCGGCUGCCAACUACUUACAUCCAGGGACUGCCAAAUGUCUCUACAACAGCAGCAAAGAAUAAGAGUGUGGAUUGCAAAGAGGAUCUGCGGCAGUGUGGCUUGCACCAAUGGCUUGAGUCGCUGCCUUUUGCUGACAUCAGCUGUCCAGAGCUGCAGCUGACAGUAGGAGCAGUAAUUGUGGAGGAAAUGAGGGCAGCUGUGGAAGCAGUUACUGGACUGAGGUGUUCAGCUGGGAUUUCACACAACAAGGCACUGGCAAAACUGGCCUGUGGGCUGAACAAGCCCAACCGCCAGACGCUGGUAUCCCAGGGAUCUGUCUCACAGCUCUUCAGCCACAUGCCCAUCAGCAGCAUCCGGCACCUGGGAGGGAAGCUGGGUGCCUCCAUCGCAGACGUACUGGGAGUGGAGUACAUGGGGCAGCUGACCCUAUUCAGCGAGUCACAGCUCCAAACUCACUUCGGAGACAAGACUGGGUCCUGGCUCUAUGAUCUGUGCAGAGGAAUUGAACAGGAACCUGUGAAACCUAGGCAAUUGCCUAAGUCCAUUGGAUGCAGCAAGAAUUUCCCUGGGAAAGCAGCCUUGACCACUCAGAAGCAGGUGCAGCACUGGCUCCUGCAGAUGGCCUUGGAGCUAGAGGAGAGACUGAGCAAGGACAGAGACCAAAACUGCCGGGUGGCCAAACAGCUGACUGUGAGCAUCCGCAUGCUAGGUGAUCAGCGAGCGAGUGGCCUGUCACGCUGCUGUGCCCUGCCCCGCUAUGACGCCCACAAGAUCAGCAGUGAUGCCUUCAUGAUCAUCCGAAACUGCAAUGUGGCUGGAGCCCAGCAGGCUGCAUGGUCCCCUCCGCUUACAUUUCUGCAUAUCUACGCAAGCAAAUUUUCUGAGGCUCCCACGCUCUCUCCUGCAGGCAUUGCUGCCUUCCUGACCAGUGAUGCCCAGUGUACCCUGCCAGCUGGCACCAAUGCAACCAGCCCAAAUGUCAAGUGCACUGGGAGCCCAAGAAAAGAGCCCAGCAAGAAGCCCAUCAAUGCUAUUGAGUCCUUUUUCCGGAAGGCAGCAGAAAGGCAGCGAGCCCGUGUGGCCACAGGGCCCUGCCUGCCUAGUGUCCCCAGUGCAGAGGCAGAGUUGUCAGUGCCUGAUCCCUGUGGCCAGAGUGAGAGAGACGGUCUCAUCCUCGGCAAGAGUCAGACUCCAGAAGCCCUUGCGAGGCACAGUCCCAAGGAUGGCAGCUCCCCUUCCCCAUACAGACUGCUUCCCUCUGAGGAGUUGCUCCCUUAUCCUGCAGAAACGCCCUCUGCUGACCCAGCCUCUAGGAGCACUCUGAAAACAGAAUCAGCUGGAACAGCUGCUUCCCAGCUCCCUGAGUGGAAGGAGCAGAGUUUGCCAUCUUCUGCUGGGUUUUCACAAGGCCCUGCCAGCUCACCAGACCAGCUGCACUGUGAAAAGUGUGGCCAGCAGGUGCCAGUGUGGGAGCUCCUGGAGCACAUGGACUAUCACUUUGCUGUGGAGCUGCAGAGCUCCUUCUCUGAACCCAGCCCCCUCAGGGCCCCUGCUGCUGCUUCCAGUUCUCCUGCCAAGAGCAAAAGCAAAGCCAAGAGCCCUGGUGGCUCCAGUGCAAAGCGACCCAGGCAAGGAGUGACCAGGACUCUGGAGUUCUUCUUUAAACGGCUGCCCCCCUAGGAGCUCCAGGACCAUUUUAGCCUGAAGUUGAGUGAUUUGUGAAGUUUUUAUCCUUUCUGUAAAGAACUUUUAUCCAAAGAUUGCAUAAUAAAUGUCUGGAACCUAA